GGUUAAUCGAAAAGUUUAAAGGAAGUUCUAUUUCAACCACCCAACAUUCAUGAUUGCGAAACUGAUGUAUCAGAUCGUCAAUCACUUUUCUCUCAUGAUUUGAAACAUAAGCAGUUGCGCUGCUGUCGUCUCGGGAUAUGAUGGUAUCAUGCCCCUUCGUUGCAACAUAGGUUGGUGGCAGUGCCGAUGACGUCACUGCAUCAUGUUGCUACGCCAUUGUCCGACGACCACGGAAGCCAUACCAAACCCGGUAGUAGGGUAUGUGGAGAGCCGACCUUGUCCGGCUACACGAUACCAUAGGCGGUAGGAGGGCCAUCCGACGGGAUUCUGGACACUACGAUCCCGGACAAAGUGGGCUCUUUCUUUCUUGUCAUCGAGCUAGAUCGCCACUAAAGGGGUCUCGAUAUUCGGGAUCUGUGCUCCUUGACGUACCUGUUGGGCCGUCCGCUGAGGGCUCGGAUAGGGUGGACUUGACCGUCAGAAUGACAUCAUCCAGGUUGAUGAUCUGGAUAUCAUAGUUGAUGGCAGGGAAUUCCAAUCUUAUAUAGCAUUGCUAUCGCACUGCUCAGCCUGUCUAAAUCAGAUCAUUCGAAACAGAGAUCUCCGAUACUACGAUUCUCAACAGUUCAAACUACUUCCAGUUCCCAUCUACAGCUCUCGAACUUAUUCGCAUUUUUCACAUACAUCUAUCAUCAUGGAUUUUCAAGGACAGCCCAUCGGUCAAGGCCCUCGCAGCACCAAGGUCACCACUGACCCUGAAGCCUACCGCAACCCCAUCCAGGAAUCCUCUGGACCUGUGUCCGGGGACUCUCUCGCUGCCGAAUCUGCCACCAAGGGUGGCGUCUACUCUCAAAACCGUGGUGCCCAACCUCUUGGGGUGACUGGCCAGCAGUCUACCCUGAACACCAAGGACACAUCUGCUGCCUCCGAGCUGCCCUCGGCUCCAGUUGGUGCUGCUCGAGAGAACCUCGACAGACAAGAGAAGUACCCCGAAGGUCUCGGUGGCCAAGGUGAUUUCCCUGGCACCCAUCUUCCAACCUCCGGCUACGUUGGUGGCCCUACUGGUUCCAAGCAGCAGCAAGGAACCCAACAGCAGUCCAAUGCCUCUCAGAACCAGCAGCGUGGCACAGCCAAUGCUAGCGGCAGUGGUUACCAGACCCGGUCCAAGACUGGCGCCGCACCAUCAUAUGCCGAGGAUGUGGUCGGUGACUUCAGUAGCAAGAAGCCCCACGGCAAGAACCUGAAAGAGGGCGGUUUCGACGACAGCAACAACGCGAGCUUCACCACCGAUAUUGGCGGUGAGAACGACCCUGGCCGUCUCGCCACGAAGGGCUUGCAGCAUAGGCAGGUAGAAUCUGGACCUACCGCCACACCGGCUGGCCGGGAGCAGAAGGGUGUUGACAACCAGCACUGGUACCAGUCUCUGCAGUCUGACCAGCGCGCUUAAUUGAAUAAUGAUUAUGACGGACGGAAUGAAAAGCUCAUGAGCGGGUAUCCUGUGUUAUUUUCAUCUUUAGCCUGUAGAAACGGCCAUGUAUUAUAGAUAAUAUGAAAUAAAACAAUCAUCAAAAUCCAGCCUUUCUACCAUACAGUAAGAAUUGGUCUUUGCAAGGAAAGACCAGUAUGCUGCUUUGCU
Aspergillus pseudonomiae is the source of this 1636-nucleotide messenger RNA. RefSeq lists its product as uncharacterized. The transcript has 3 exons. Lineage: Eukaryota; Fungi; Ascomycota; Eurotiomycetes; Eurotiales; Aspergillaceae. The record is from RefSeq and is a predicted model, not a curated record. The coding region runs from base 695 to 1447 and encodes 250 amino acids.